Messenger RNA from Solanum tuberosum (potato), 3781 nucleotides. RefSeq names its product aminodeoxychorismate synthase, chloroplastic. The record is from RefSeq and is a predicted model, not a curated record. Gene Ontology annotation, cellular component: cytoplasm. Gene Ontology annotation, molecular function: aminodeoxychorismate synthase activity. The coding region runs from base 677 to 3385 and encodes 902 amino acids. NCBI's taxonomy places the organism in Eukaryota, Viridiplantae, Streptophyta, Magnoliopsida, Solanales, Solanaceae. Gene Ontology annotation, biological process: L-tryptophan biosynthetic process; 4-aminobenzoate biosynthetic process; folic acid-containing compound biosynthetic process. The transcript is spliced from 14 exons.
AAUAUUGAAUUUUGAAACAGCUAGUUGACAAAUUAUGGAAUUUCUUGAACAUGUUUUUAUCUUUUUGGCUGUUUGUUACAUAUAAAAGAACGAACAACUUUAUGACUGCCCUGUCUUUUAGAUGAGUUGUUUAAAUUGUAGUUAGUCUUAAAUUUUAGAAAGUUUAAUUGAUCUAUGGACGUUUGUUGUUUUAGAAUUCCUAGCAUGGGAAUGGGUCUGUGCAAUAUCUUUACUUUUCAUUAGUUUUGGUGUACUUGCUAUAGCUAAAUGAAAGAAUGGAAGUAUUUUGGCAGUUUGCAUUUUUAAGAGAGCAAAAGAAGAAAAUAAAAACACUUCUUGGCCUUCAAGCACCUUGGUUUAUUCCUGAAAGCCUGCUUAAUUUAAUAAGUACUGUCUACCCAGUAUAAUUGUUGUUACAAUAGGAAGUUUCGUGGAACUGUAAAUCUAAGUUGCUCGGACUCUUCAAAUAUGUCGACGGAUGCAUGUCGGAUCCUUCAACUUAGCUGUAAAUUAUGUUGUCACUAUUGUCUUGUGAACAGUCCGGAAUUCAAAGGAAUUGAAAUACUAUCUAAUUAUAUGUCAAAUUUAGUAUCUGGGGAACUUCAGUGACUAUUCUCUGCAGAAUGCAAGAGAGGGAUUUGGUUGGUGAACCUGUGGUUUCGUUCUACAAUCAUAAAUGAAUUCUGCCAUGUCUUCAUCAUCAUCAUUUAUGAUUGCCUCUUCCUGCUGCCAAAAUCUUCAAAGCAGAAAAUAUUUUCUUUUAGCACCUGAACCUUUUGAGAAGAUUGGUAUGAUAGAUGCACUCCAAAAAUAUAACUGUAAGGAAAGGAAGGUAUUAAUUUCAAGUCAUUUGGUGCCUGGACAUUUGGAUUCAUCGGGUACAAGAAAAAAGUUUUUACACGAGCCAGUUCCAAAGUUAGAAUUUGUGCGCACACUACUAAUUGACAACUAUGACAGUUACACUUACAAUAUAUUCCAAGAGCUCUCAAUCAUUAAUGGAAUGCCUCCGGUGGUGAUUCGAAAUGAUGAGUGGACAUGGAAAGAAGUUUAUCAUUACCUGUACGAAGAAAGGGCAUUUGACAAUAUUGUUAUAUCACCUGGUCCUGGUUCUCCAACAUGUCCAUCAGAUAUAGGAAUUUGCCUGAGGCUCUUGCUUGAAUGCAUUGAUAUCCCGAUACUAGGCGUCUGCCUUGGUCACCAGGCAUUGGGAUAUGUGCAUGGUGCUCAAGUUGUACAUGCACCUGAACCUGUCCAUGGUCGUUUGAGUGAUAUUGAGCACAAUGGCUGUCAAUUAUUCCAUGAAAUUCCUUCAGGAAGAAAUUCUGGAUUUAAGGUGGUACGGUACCAUUCCCUUGUAAUAGACCCGAAAUCACUUCCAAAGGAACUCAUUCCUAUAGCUUGGACCUCAACGGCUGAGACACUCCCUUUCUAUGGUGUCGAACGAUCCAAUUCAUUCUUAAAUGCGUCUAAAGAAAAUGAAGAUAUUUUUAAUGGGAUGUUGGAGUUAUCAGAUGAUUCAAAGGAUGUGCAAGGUGGAAAAGUCCUCAUGGGUGUCAUGCAUUCUAGUAGGCCGCACUAUGGAUUGCAGUUCCACCCAGAAAGUGUUGCAACAUGUUACGGAAGACAGCUUUUCAAGAAUUUCCGGAAAAUCACAGAGGAUUAUUGGCUCCUGUUGACGUCAACCUCCAUCAAUGAAAGAAGGGCUCAUUAUGCUGCAUGCAUGCAGGUGCCUAAUCUAGACCCGCUGUCCCAAAGUGUUGCAAGACGUGGGCAUCUGGUGAAUAAAUUGAUUGAGAGGAGAACUGCCGAAGUGGAUGGAACCUUAAAUCUAUCACAUCCAGGUCACUGUGUAAAACUUUUGAAGAUGACAUGGAAAAAACUUGAUUGCUCUGUCAGCCAAGUUGGUGGAGCAGAUAAUAUUUUCUGUGAGCUAUUUGGAGAUCAAAAGGCUAAAAACAGUUUUUGGCUGGAUAGCUCUUCAAUAGAGAAGGAAAGGGCUAGAUUUUCCUUUAUGGGGGGAAAGGGUGGCUCCCUCUGGAAGCAACUUAGUUUUAGAUUGUCAAAUCGAAGUGACAGAACGUGUAAAGGAGGUGGCCAUCUAUCAGUUGAAGAUGCUAAUGGUCAUGUUAAUUGUAAAUUUUUGGAAGAUGGAUUUUUUGAUUAUUUAAAUAAGGAGCUCCUAUCAUUUUGUUUCGAUGAGAAGGAUUAUGAAGGAUUACCAUUUGAUUUUUAUGGUGGUUACAUUGGUUAUAUCGGGUAUGAUCUUAAAGCUGAAUGUGGUGUGGCAUCUAAUCGUCAUAGAUCAAAAACACCAGAUGCUUGUUUAUUCUUUACAGAUAACGUUAUUGUCAUUGAUCAUCAGUGUGAUGACAUAUAUACUUUGUCACUACACGAUGGAAGCACAAGUACUACUUCUCGCUUGGACGAUCUGGAGCAGAGGCUGCUCAACUUGAGAGCUUUUACGUCCAGAAGGCUACAAUUGCAGGCAUCUCGAGGAUUGUCUGUAGUCGAACUAAAAUCAGGGUUUUCUGCUGAGAAAUCAAGAGAGCAGUAUAUCAAAGAUGUUGAGAAUUGUCAAGAGUUCAUAAAAGAAGGAGAAAGUUAUGAGUUGUGUCUUACAACUCAGAUGAGAAUGAAGUUGGGGGAAAUAGAUUCUCUGGAACUUUAUCGUAAUCUCAGAGAAAGAAAUCCUGCACCAUAUGCUGCCUGGCUUAAUUUUUCGAGGGAAAACCUAAGCAUAUGUUGUUCAUCACCUGAAAGGUUCCUACGAUUGGAUAGGAAUGCUAUGCUGGAAGCAAAACCCAUAAAAGGGACUAUAGCUCGUGGUUCCACCCCAAAGGAAGAUGAAUUUCUGAAACUGCAAUUAGCAUACAGUGAAAAGGAUCAGGCGGAAAAUUUGAUGAUUGUUGACUUGUUGAGGAAUGACCUUGGGCGUGUAUGUGAGCCUGGCUCUGUUCAUGUCCCACAUCUCAUGGAAAUUGAAUCCUAUGCAACAGUUCAUACCAUGGUCAGUACGAUUCGGGGGAAAAAGCGAUCAGAUGCAAGUGCAAUUGAUUGUGUUAGGGCUGCAUUCCCUGGUGGGUCAAUGACAGGUGCACCAAAGUUGAGAUCAAUGGAACUUCUUGAUCAUCUUGAAAAUUGUUCUAGGGGCAUAUACUCAGGCUGCAUUGGAUUUUUUUCUUAUAACCAAGCAUUUGAUCUCAAUAUUGUGAUACGGACUGUUGUCAUACACGAGGGAGAAGCUUCAGUAGGAGCAGGAGGAGCCAUCACAGCUCUUUCAGAUCCCAAUGAUGAGUAUGAAGAAAUGAUUUUGAAAAGUCGAGCACCGAUUAAGGCUGUUCUUGAACAUCAGAGCAGCAUCUUCUCAUCAGAUGCACAGAAGUGACAGCGGUUGAAAUGUCCAAUGCAGAAAUAGUGGUAUUGAACUCUCUUAGUUUUUGGAAAACUGUGGGAGAUGCAGCUUCUAGUAGUUAUAAUCAAAAGGGAGGGGAAAUAGUGGAUGAAAGUAGUCAGGUAGCCUAUGUAAUUCAUGCAAAUAUUUGUCAUGACCUCGUUCUGUCAGCACAAUCUAUUCAUUCUUUUGAGCAUGGUGUUUGGAAAAUAUAGCCAUGAUAGCAUACAGAUCUGCACUGACCUGCAGUGACUAAAAUACUGUACAUAGAGGAUUCUGAAAGACCUGUAGAAAAUUACAGAUAUGUUUGUGAACUUGUAAUAGUACCGAAUUGAUAAUUCCACGUUUGAUUUUUUAAGAGAAAAUCGUUGACAAUAGUUUUUUAUUUGA